This is a messenger RNA of Triticum turgidum subsp. durum (durum wheat), 783 nucleotides long. NCBI's taxonomy places the organism in Eukaryota, Viridiplantae, Streptophyta, Magnoliopsida, Poales, Poaceae. The record is from the annotation of a GenBank genome assembly.
AUGAUUAGUUUUUUCUUUGGAAAGUGCUUUUUUUAUUCUCGGCAUUUUUGUUCUUCUUACAUGCUGACAUUCUAUUAUUUGAACACAUACUCAACUGAUGAUUUCAAACGUGCAUUUUUGAAAAACAAAUCUAUAUCACAGACAGCUGACGACGCAGUUCCACAGCCAGUUGUACUGAUAGACCAAGACUCAGACCGUGAUGCAACCAUUGUGCAGCUGAGUUUUGGAGAUCGUUUGGGGGCACUACUUGAUACGAUGAAGGCACUCAAGGACCUGGGCCUUGAUGUGACGAAAGGAAGUGUGGCAACUGAUUCAUCUGUCACACAAACAAAGUUCCACAUCAUGCGAUUAGGGCGUAAGGUUGAGGACCCUGACAUGUUGGAAACAAUACGGCUGACCAUCAUUAACAACCUUCUGCAGUAUCAUCCCGAAUCAAGCGAGAAGCUAGCUAUGGGUGAAUUUUUUGGAAUCAAAGCCCCUGAGAAGAAGGUUGAUGUUGAUGUUGCAACACAUGUAAUUGUGCAAGAUGAUGGACCGAAAAGAAGCAUGCUUUACAUAGAGACAGCUGAUCGACCAGGCUUACUCUUGGAAGUAAUCAAGAUCAUUACUGACGUAAAUGUUGAUGUGGAAUCAGCUGAGAUUGAUACUGAGGGCUUGGUUGCCAAGGACAAGUUUCAUGUGAGUUACAGAGGGGCAAAACUUAACAGCUCGUUAUCUCUGGUGCUGGUUAAUUGUUUGCGCUAUUACCUCCGGAGGCCCGAGACAGAUGAAGACAGCUAUUGA